Messenger RNA from Magnolia sinica, 507 nucleotides. RefSeq lists its product as uncharacterized. The transcript has a single exon. Lineage: Eukaryota; Viridiplantae; Streptophyta; Magnoliopsida; Magnoliales; Magnoliaceae. Bases 1 to 507 code for a protein of 168 amino acids. Gene Ontology annotation, molecular function: RNA binding. The record is from RefSeq and is a predicted model, not a curated record.
AUGGAUGUAGUGUUACCUAGAAACAAGGAGACGGGAUCUAUUCGGGGUUUUGCGUUGGUUAGGAUGAGCUCGGAAAAGGAGUUAUUUCAGGCAAUUCAAAGCCUUCAUGGCGAAAGCUUCAGGGGGCAAAAAGUGUUGGUCCAGCGGGCGAGAUUCGGCCCGGAACUCAAACGCAAACAUAUCGGUGCUUCAAAUCCAAAAUCGAAACCGAUUCAAGCUGCGCAGAGCUUCCCUUCAUCGAAAUAUCAGUCAGGAACAUCCUCCUUUAAAGAGGUGUUACUCAGAUCAUUAGGGGUAUCUAAUCCUGAUAGGGCAGCUACUCGCAAGGUUGAAAAUGGUAUAACGAAGGAGAGAGGAAGUAAAGAGGCGCAAUCAAUACAGGUGGAUGAUGUAUCAAUCCAGAUUAACCAGGACUCCUACAACAACUCCAAGGAGUUACGAGAUUCGGUGGUGGUCAUGACCAAAGAGGGAGCUUCCAUAUCUUCAGUAAUGAUUGCUCCUGGAUGA